Molecule: messenger RNA, 2253 nt
Organism: Uloborus diversus
Lineage: Eukaryota; Metazoa; Arthropoda; Arachnida; Araneae; Uloboridae
Product: A disintegrin and metalloproteinase with thrombospondin motifs 16-like
Exons: 21
Coding region: 1-2253 (750 amino acids)
Biological process (GO): extracellular matrix organization; proteolysis
Cellular component (GO): extracellular matrix
Molecular function (GO): metalloendopeptidase activity
Source: RefSeq, a predicted model, not a curated record
AUGGAUUCCAGAAGGCAGUGCUCGGAGGCCAGCUUCAAAUUACCACCCAUUCAAGAACUUUUCACUGAAUCUGAAAGGAGAGUACUUUUAGGAUCUAAUAAUUCAGCUUUACGAAAGAACAAGCACUGGUCCGUCAACAACGAAACGGACAACUCUGAGGAAGCUCUGGUCGAAGUCAUGGCCCCAGAGCAGAGGUUGCAGGACACUGUCACCAAAAAGCUGACCGUCACCAAAGCAACGACACUGGAUAGGAGGCGCCGGGCCACCACCGGAACUGCAGAAGCCAAUGGGAAAUCCGUGAUCGAAACGGCAGUUUUCAUCGAUCAAGCUCUUUACGAUCAAAUGCGGAGGACGUUUCCGGCUGACACGGAUCGGCAAUUGACGACAUUUGUCCUCACCAUGAUGAAUGCUGUGCAAAGAUUAUUUCAACAUUCGUCUUUAGGGAAAUCGCCCGAAAUUCGCUUGGUGCUAAUGGAAACCUUAAAGACGCAGCCACAGUUGAAAUUAUAUGCGAUAGCUAAUAAGGGGUCAUUCAAAAUCAACAUGUACGUUGUAGAUGAAAGUGGGCGACGUAAAAGACAUGUAGUUGGUUUGGCACCAGUAAGUGGCAUGUGCAAUCCCCUAAAUAGCUGUACCAUAAGUGAAGGAACCAGUUUCCAAACGGUUCUGGUGGCAGCUCAUGAAAUGGGACAUAGCCUAGGCAUGGAACACGAUGGCCACCAGGACGGAAAUCACUGCGACUCGGACACAUACGUCAUGUCCCCCACGUUGGGAGCCGGCAAAACCACCUGGUCGUCCUGCAGUCGACAGUACCUCGACAAAUUCCUCAGGUCUCCUCAAGCAAGCUGUUUACAGGCCGCCAGUCCUUACACCACAGAUCUCUUGGAGCCAGCCCCUGAAAAACUACCAGGGCAAGUGUACGAUGCGGACUAUCAAUGCACAUUGCGCUAUGGAGAGGGCAGUAGGAGGUCCGCCCUACAAUCUCCCGAGGAAAUAUGUCGUAUGCUUCGUUGUAAUACGGGAUAUGGCAACAAAGGAGUUUCUUUUGCCGCUCACCCAGCACUCGAGGGAACUGGCUGUGGAAGGGAAAAAUGGUGUCAAGGUGGCUUGUGUACCCCCAUGCAGCGCCUAUCAGGAACGUUAAGAGGAGGGCCCCUGGAUGGUGGGUGGGGUGCUUGGUCGACCUACAGCCCCUGUACCUCCGACUGUGUCUCGAGGGGGAAUAAUCCUGCUGUUGGAAUCAUGGUGUCCACAAGAAGAUGCGAUAAUCCUAGGCCUCAGAAUGGAGGACGUUUCUGCCCUGGGAAAGAUAGAAGAGUACUGACAUGUGAUGCCACAAGGAUUUGCACUUUAUCGACCAGAAAGUUGAUCCUGGAUGAGUUCAUCAGCGACACCUGUCGGCAAGCAUCAUCACGUGACAAUACACUGGAAAGCACCGGGACUCAAUUUCCGAGUCAAGAAAAUUCCCAUUCAUGCUAUGUGUGGUGCCACAAACGUGGUGGAGGAUAUAUGACUCAGGGUUGGACAAUACCGGAUGGAACUCCUUGCUGGAGAGGCCAUGGAAAUCAUAACAUGUACUGCGUCAAAGGAGAAUGCCAACCUUUUGAUUGCAACGGCUACAGCACGGAAAGCGCAAAUGAUCUGAGAUGUUCUGCAACAUUAUCUGGUGCAUCUGCUCUUUCCCCUGGUCCACAAUCAUCCAUGUCCGAAGGUGGCUGGGGACCUUGGCACAAAGUGAGUCAAUGCAGGCCUUCCUGUGUGCUGAAGGGCAAAGGGUUCCAGUUGGUAUCUAGAGAGUGCAACUCAGUUACCGGAUGCCCUGGACAAAGAGACAGUUUCCAACUCUGCGAUUCUUCCCUAUCAAGCUGCGGUACCAUGAAAACCGUGGAGCAAUACUCCAACGAAGUAUGCCAGCGAUAUAGAGUUAAAUAUCCGACAGUUCUCAGCGGAAAAGGAAGACAAUUACCACCCCAACCAGGAUUCAAGAAUGUAACUGUGCUGUGCCAAACGGGAAGUACACCUGUAGAUGAAGGAUUUUGCGCCCAUCUUAGCAAACCAGGACGUACUGGAGUUUGGCCUUGCAAUACUCAACCAUGCGGGGGCAAAUGGCAACAAGGCCGGUGGGAGACGUGCUCCUCCACGUGUGGCCCUGGUGUCCAGCAUAGAGAUGUGGUGUGCGUGCAACAGAGACAACAUUCGGGUUGUCUUUAUGGAAAAGUUGCUGGAAUUGAGACGAAUCCUAGUGGAGCAUAA